GGCCAUUAGAGUUUAGGGAAAAAUUUAUCGAAACAGGCAAAUGUUAAUUUGGAGCCAUUUGUUUAAGGCCUUAACAACUGGUUGCUGUGUGUAGAUACGCGGUUGGCUGUAGAACACUGUUUUGACAGCGGCAUAAGUUUUCAGUGGGUUUUUGUAUGCAUACCACUUCAUGGCAAAUAAUAUUUGUGUAUGUAUCUAUUGAUUGCUGAAUUAUUCAUUUGUGAAUGUAACAAUGGGAACUGAAAUAUUGAUGAAAUCCUUCGUGACCCUGCAAACCGAGCUGGAACAGGCGAAGAGCAGUUUGAAAGGAGUGGAUGAAAAUAUUAAAAGGUUAAUUGGCAGGGACCCAUCAGAUCCACCCCAGAGGGUAGGUACUAAACGCCCCCCAAACGAUGACAAGCCGCGGCACAGGCUCGCAAGGAACAGGGUCUUCCCGCAUGAAAAUGAUGAACCACCAAAUAAAAGAAGGGGCACUGGAGGUGGAUCAGUGUUCAAAAGGCUAUCUGAUAGAGUUGUCUCCGAGCCUGUGCUGCCAAAGCAAAUAAUAAGCAAGGUUAUAGUCACACCAAAGGAAAUUCCAAGCAGGCAGGAGGCCUUGGCUGCCCAAAGCAAAGAUGAACGGUCCAAUGCCAGAAACAGAAGAAUGUUCGGAGCACUGUUGAGCACACUUCAGAAAUUUCAGCAGGAGGAAACCAGAAACAGACCCCUGGAGGAAAAAAAGAAGCAAAUUGAGAAAAAAAUUGAAGAUCACGUAAUCAAAGAAAAACAAGUGAUUAAGAAAGAAAGGCAAGAGUUAUUCUUGAACAGGCGCAAAAAGCAGGCUGAAAUCAAGGCUAUCGAAUUGAAAAUGCUGAGAAUGAAGGAAUUUGCAUACUGGGAGGAGAAACAAAGGCCAAGAGCAAACUUUAUAACCACUAAGGCCAAGCCACACAUACAGUUUUUGCCAAGGCGUCUAAAUGAUGUUACUAAGGAAUUAUUGGAGGCUAGUAAAGCUGAAGUAGAAGCUAACAUUGAAAAGAGGAGAAAUUCAAUGCUUGAGGAAUUGGAACAAAUAGUGGAAAAAAUUAAGCGUAACUUUGAACAUAAGAAAACGGAAAAAAAUGAGGAUGAAAAUAUGGAACAUAAUACUCAUGUGUCAGAUGAUAAUAAUGUUACAAGUUAUUCAAAGGUUGUGUCAGUUAAUCAGCAGGAAAAUGAUAAAGAUAAAGGUGAAGAGAAAAAUGAAUCAAAUGGAAAUGAUGGUGGGAAAAUAUGUACGGAUAAAAAUAAGGAAUCAACAAAUGAAGACAUAGUGGCAACUAAAAGAGAGAUAUCAUCAGAUGAUGAUAAAAAAGAGUAUGCUGCUAAUAAGUUUGCUGCCAAAGGUCAGUCAAAUAGUGAUACUAAGGAAACUAAAUAUUCAAACAAAGAUGAGGUGUCUUCAUCUGAUGAUGAUAAAAAGGAGACUAAAUAUGUUAACAAAUAUGCCAGAAAGGGAGAGGAGUCGUCAGAUGAGGAUGGAAAAGAGAAAAUAUACAUUGAUAAAAACAUGGAUAAGGAACAAGACUCAUCAGAUGAAGAUAAGGCUUAUGCACAAAAGAAUACACCUACAGGAGAACCAUUAAAAGGGGAAGAAACAUCAGAUGAGGAGAUGAAGGGAAAAAAAUAUAAUGACAACAAUGAAGGUCAAGGGAAAGAGUCAUCAAACAAUGAUUGGAACAAUAUAAAACACAAUGAGACUUCUGAUGAAGAUACCCCAAAUAAGUAACUUGGUUUAAAUGUACAUUGUAAGAUUUUGUAAAAUAAGCUAUUUAUGAAAAUAAGUAUUUCUUGCAUCUGUAUAUGUUCUCUAUGAGAAGUAUGUAAGUUAAUAAAUAUGCAAGUUACUGUCUAUAA
Messenger RNA from Aethina tumida (small hive beetle), 1875 nucleotides. It is a transcript of the gene Pnn, whose product is annotated as pinin. Bases 233 to 1747 code for a protein of 504 amino acids. The transcript is spliced from 3 exons. Lineage: Eukaryota; Metazoa; Arthropoda; Insecta; Coleoptera; Nitidulidae. Gene Ontology annotation, cellular component: catalytic step 2 spliceosome. The record is from RefSeq and is a predicted model, not a curated record.